This is a messenger RNA of Ectocarpus sp. CCAP 1310/34, 1562 nucleotides long. The record is from the annotation of a GenBank genome assembly. Lineage: Eukaryota; Phaeophyceae; Ectocarpales; Ectocarpaceae.
CCCUCCUUGCUGUGUGCACUGCUCUGCGUUGCUGUGUCCGGCGAAGCAAAUCAAGAUGGCUCUCUCGAUUAGGCAGGCGACAGUGGAUGACCUCAUCCAGAUGCAGACGGCCAACCUGUGGUGCCUGCCGGAGAACUACCAGAUGAAGUACUACCUCUAUCAUGUCCUCUCCUGGCCUCAGCUGCUCUUCGUUGCCGAGGACCACAAGGGGAAGAUCGUGGGGUACGUGUUGGCGAAGAUGGAAGAGGACGCCAAUGUUCCGCCGCACGGGCACAUCACCUCCCUCGCGGUUCUACGCACACACCGAAAGAGAGGUAUAGCCACGCGCCUGAUGCGCUGCAGCCAGUUGUGCAUGCAGGAGUCCUUCGAAGCCCGCUACGUAUCGCUGCACGUGCGCGAGAGCAACAGGGCGGCAUUCCACCUUUACAAGACGACGCUGGGAUAUCAGAUCAACGACGUCGAGAAGGGCUACUACGCCGACGGCGAAGACGCGUACGACAUGCGCCUCCCCUUCCCCCAGAAGGAGCAGUCCCACGGGGCCAUGACCCCGCUCAAGCAGGUGGUGGCCGUCAAGCGAAAGGAGGAGGCUCCCAAGGCGUCCGCGCCCGUGGCGGCGGGGGGGGCGGCGGUAGCGGCAAGAGAGGGCGAGGGUCAACGAGGGGAGGGGGGCGCAGAAGGUGUGGAAGAGAUCUCGAGUAGCAUGGGGGAGUUGUCGGUAGGUGCGGGUGCUGAAAAGGCAUAGCGCGAGAGAAAAAAACUUUGACGAGGUUGUGUGAACUACGGGGGGUUUUGUGUUCAUCCUCCUCCGCUACCUCCCCACAGACACGCACGUGUGUACGUUUUUCUCUGUGAAAGACAUUGUUGUGCUGUGGCCGCUGGUGCUUUGUAGAGAGUCUACCCGAGAAUGUGGAAGAUUUGGUGCGAUAGAUUUCCUGCGGCACGCAGUAUCUUGAGUUGAAAGGUGAUCUUUUUAGCGAAGCGCUCGAGUUUUUUCUUUGUGGAAGGCAUUGUUGUGCUGUGACGGCUUGCUUUUGGAGUUUCUAGGCGAGAAUCUUGAAGGUUCGAUGCGAUUGGUGUUCUGCGGCACGCAGUAUCUUGUGUUGGAAGCCGAUCUUUUUUAGCGCUGGUGAUCGUGAGAGCUCAAUUGAGCGUCAGCACCAGUCUUGUAUGAAGUCCUGCCAGCGAAGAAAUCAGGGCGUUCCGGGGGGUUGCUUGUGCCGGUGGCUUCGCAGUUGAUUACCACGAUACGCCAUACGAUAGAGUCGGCCGAGUGUGCUCCGGCUUGUCAAAUGUGAUUGCAUAAGGGCAGGUAUUGUUAAGUAGAGACUUACGCCCAUCGUCUCGCGAUGUUGACGCAGUCGUCCUGCGACAAUGUGCUGCUGUAGGGCGGUAGCAAUGCCGGCGAAGGGCCCUGCGGGCAGGUUUGCCACAACAAGCUGUGAGCUCUGCGACCUGUUGUCAUCAGGUUGUUCCGUCACGCCUGGAUAUUAACGGUACUGCUGUCUACAAAGCAAAACUGCGUUCCAAUCUUUGUCACCUAGCAUGCUGCUGCUUCUGCUGCU